GGGUCUCGUGGUGCCCCCGGCAGGUUCGAGAAGUUGGACAUCACCCCCAAGAGCGCCCAGAAGCUGAAACCGGUGCUGGAGAAGUGGUUGAGCGAAGCCGAGCUCCGCAACCAGGAAGGGCAGCAAAACCUGAUGGAAUUCGUGGGGGGGGAGCCCUCGAAGAAGAGGAAGCGCCGGACCUCCUUCACCCCCCAGGCCAUCGAGGCCCUCAACGCCUACUUCGAGAAGAACGCCCUGCCCACGGGCCAGGAGAUCACCGAGAUCGCCAAGGAGCUCAACUACGACCGCGAAGUCGUUCGCGUCUGGUUCUGCAACCGGCGCCAGACCCUCAAGAACACCAGUAAACUCAACGUCUUUCAGAUCCCCUAA
This is a messenger RNA of Chaetura pelagica (chimney swift), 369 nucleotides long. RefSeq names its product POU domain, class 6, transcription factor 1. Gene Ontology annotation, molecular function: RNA polymerase II cis-regulatory region sequence-specific DNA binding; DNA-binding transcription factor activity, RNA polymerase II-specific. The annotation marks the transcript as partial. The record is from RefSeq and is a predicted model, not a curated record. The transcript has a single exon. Lineage: Eukaryota; Metazoa; Chordata; Aves; Apodiformes; Apodidae. Gene Ontology annotation, biological process: regulation of transcription by RNA polymerase II.